AUGAAGGUCACAAACUUCAUAUGGUGGCUCUCAUGGUCAAGCCUGCUAACCGCUUCUCCCUUGGAAGAGCGUGCAGUCAGCUCUUCGGCAUGUAGCAAUGCUCAGGUCAAGGCUUUACAAUCGAGCAAUGCUGGCUGCUAUUGCUCUUCGUAUCUUCAAAUCCCAGUUUCGACUGUCACAAAAAUUACGACCCUCACAUCAACGAUACAAACGACAACUACGCAGAAGCAAAUAAUGACCAAAAUAUUAACCAAUAAUGUCAAAUCAACAAUAACAACACGGACUGUCACAGCCAGCCCGCAAACUGGAUAUACUACUUUGACGAAGACUGUUACUGUAACACCUCAAGCUCGAUCACUGCGUAGACGGAAGCAUCUCAGUCAUACCAUGAAUUUGGUCGAGAGAGCUGCUGUCUCAACAUGUGCUUCACCCGCGGUGGUCAAAAGCAUGAACAAAGCGGCUAUCUCAAGUGCUUGCAAAUGCCUAUCGAUAGCACCUCGUCGGACCACCAUCACCAAGACUACUACGAAGCGUGUUACUCAAGUCUCGACCAAGAUUGUGAGCUCUACUGCUCUUCGAACCACGACCGUUAGAUCUAGUCUCACUGCAGUAGCGACGUUCACGCCACCCCUCAAAUUGGUCACUCGAACCCGGGUGGUUGUGGUGACCGCAAAGACUUCUACAUCGAAAACUUCUACGUCAACGAAGCCCAGGGGCACUUCAAUCAGCUCUGUGCUAGAUAAUGGCGCAGCUCGGUCUUCAUCAAAGACAUCCAGUCGACCAACAAGCAAUCUUUCGGCGACGCCAUCGUCGAGCCGUCUGACAGUUGACAGUCAGACGUUCAGCAGCAAGUCAUCACACUCUGCCUCAAGCAGUAGACUCGCCACCACAUCCUCAACAUCGAGCAGUACUGUGAUUAGUGCUCAACCUAUCAGUUCGUCCAGCGAUAAGCUACCUAGCUUUCCUAGCAGCAGUCAAUUCUCAAGCAGCAAGCCUAGCAGUACGACAUCCGAGUUUCCUAGCUCGACAGCUGGUGUUGCCGAAGUGCUGAGCACGACGCUAGCGAGUUCGACAGACAAGUCGUCCAGCAGACUCUCCAGCAACCCAACAAACAGGAUGUCAAGUGUGUCUUCACCCUCGUCCUCCAGCAAGCUGCCAAGUACUAGCUCAAGCAAGACUUCGGUUAUGUUGACAAGCAGUUCCACCAAGAAAUCAAGCAGUAGCACAAAGACAACGACUUCUGAAACAGCGUCGAUCAGAGCAUACCCUCCGGAGGGACCACUGUACACACCCAACACAAACGCAUGUGCUUCGAGAACUGCAAAGUCUUUGACCAGCUCAAGUACUCGAAGCAGAACAUCAUCAACAUUCACUUCGAGCAGAUCUGCCAUGAGUUCUUCCUCGAUAUCUUCGUCAAGCAAAUCUCUGUUGACUUCUUCCACCUUUUCCUCGUCAAGCAAAUCAUCAACAUCAAGUUCGAUGCGAAGCAGCUCAACGCCGCGAUUCAGCUUCCCAUCGAACAGCACAAUGUCAUCAUCUACGACUUCAAACCCACCAUCAAGCUCAACCUCCACUGCUCCAGUCAACAGAUUCACCUACGACGACGACUCCUCAGCCAACGACACAUCCCCAGCAGACAACACCACAUCUUUCUCCAACUCAACCAUCCCUAUCUCCCUCCUCAACACCUCUCUCCAAAACUUCACGCCCAAUCAACCAUUCUACCUCCAAUCCCUGUGCACGUCUGGUCUUGAGAUCAGCGGCCUCUACGCAACCCUAAUCCCCACAAACUCCAACCCAGCACUGCAAUUCACUUCCUCGCCCUCCCUAGCAACCCAAUUCUCCCUCUCCACCUCUGGCUACCUCUACGUUCUACCUCCUUCUUCUGCCUACCCCUGGCAAUCCUACUCUGACGAAAAACUACUCGCGAACAUCGACGCCUCGGUAACAGAGAUGGAUUUCUUCUUUAACGAGAAAGAAGAGAUUGAUGCUAUUGGAGCUGAAAUGCCUGUUUGUGGUGUUGAUGAGGAUGGCGUGUUGCAGUGUAAGACAAGCCAAACGAAUGAGGUGUUGUAUUGUGAAGGAGAGGGCACUGUCAAGAUGGCGGGUUGUGUGUUGGAAGGUUGUGAUGCGGCUGAGUUGGCUGUUGUUUAUGUUUAG
This is a messenger RNA of Aureobasidium melanogenum CBS 110374, 2160 nucleotides long. RefSeq lists its product as uncharacterized. The record is from RefSeq and is a predicted model, not a curated record. The coding region runs from base 1 to 2160 and encodes 719 amino acids. NCBI's taxonomy places the organism in Eukaryota, Fungi, Ascomycota, Dothideomycetes, Dothideales, Saccotheciaceae. The transcript is spliced from 2 exons.